AUGGGAAGAGAAGAAGGCCACGGUGGAAGAAUCUUUGAGACGGCUGUACGAUUUGGGGCCGAAAGAGCGGCCGAGCAUAGAUCCACCGCCAACUUAGUGGAAUUUCUUCACGAAGGUCCAGAAGAUGAUGCACUCGAGCCCGAGGAAGUAGAGUUGGCGCCAAGCAAGAUGGAGGAUUCGAAGGCGAAAGUUCAAGACCCUUUGGUGGAAAUCAACUUGGGGACAGAAGACAACCAUCAAUCAAUCUACAUUAGGUCUAAUGGAGCCAGAACUUUGGGCCAAGAUGGAAGAGCUUUUAAGAGGGUUCAAGGAUUGCUUCGCUUGGGAACACACUGA
Molecule: messenger RNA, 336 nt
Organism: Prunus armeniaca (apricot)
Lineage: Eukaryota; Viridiplantae; Streptophyta; Magnoliopsida; Rosales; Rosaceae
Source: the annotation of a GenBank genome assembly